Brachypodium distachyon (stiff brome) is the source of this 2738-nucleotide messenger RNA. Its product is annotated as thaumatin-like protein 1b. The record is from RefSeq and is a predicted model, not a curated record. Lineage: Eukaryota; Viridiplantae; Streptophyta; Magnoliopsida; Poales; Poaceae. Gene Ontology annotation, biological process: defense response. Gene Ontology annotation, cellular component: extracellular region. The transcript is spliced from 3 exons. The coding region runs from base 1628 to 2497 and encodes 289 amino acids.
UAUUUCUUAGAUUGUCACGUCAACAUGUCUCUGUCGUGAAUCAUUGGAUAUAGGAGAAAACAGUGGCAGAUGCAUAACAAUGGUUACUCACAAAAAAAUUACUCCCCAUCCGUCCCAAAAUGCAGAACAUUUAAUUUUGGUUGGUCAAAAUUUCUAAAGUGGCCAUUUGUCUUGCGAGAGCAACUAUUGUCUGAUUUUGUGAAACGUUCUAGGUAUUGUAUGGGAUUGGGUAGCCCGCUUGAAAUGGGUGUAAAUUUUUAUGGGUGAACCGGUAUUUAGCAUAACCAGUUAACCACUAAAAGAGCUUCUUACGAAAAUUACAACUCUUUUUUAAACAGGCCCGUUGUACCGUAGAUUCUCGUGUGGCAAAAAAAAAUACAGUACUCACUCUGUCUAACAAAAAAUGUCUCAACUUUGACUAAAUUUGAUUACAUCUAUACAUUUAAAUUCUAAUAAACUUGAGACAUUUUUUGUUGAACGGAGAAGGUAUUACUCCCUCCGUCGAACAAAAAAUGUCUCAAAUUUAUCAAAAUUUGAAUGUAUCUAGACAUAAGUUAGUGUAUAGAUGCAUUCAAAUUUAAGUUAAAAUUAAGACAUCUUUUGUUAGACUGAGAGAGUACUAAGCAUUUGAAAAGUAAAGCAGGAGUUGAGGGCUGCUUGCUUUUUGAAUCUAACUUUUUUUGCAUGAGAAUAGUUCGAGCCUUCAACUGCACGUACGGCAUCACGGGAGGCCCGACCCAAGCCCAUUGCACGGAAGGAGACCGCAUGGGCCGUGUGAGAAAGCCUCAUGGGCUGCUGGUCUUACGGUGUAGCAUUUGUUCUCCUGAAUCCUGAAUCAAUCUUUGUAUGAGCAUUCACCCCGAGAAACAAAGUUCUCUUUUUUGUUUUUACGGUAGAAAAAAAAAAUUCUUACUGUAUUUCAUUUUGAAAGAAAAAAAUAUUCUUAAUUGAUCGGGCGUCAUCGACACAUGCUUAGCUAACCUGUUUUGAUUUGGAUUCUGGAAUUAGUAUAUGUCCUGGCUUGUUUCGAUCCGAGUCAACUCACCGGCCGCGGCCAAGAAAACAAAAAACAAAAUGUUAAUCUAACAAAGAAUGGAUCGAUCACCUACUUGCAACUACUUACAAAUCACAUUGGAGUGCUUGAACGAACCUUCCUUCAAUGUUCCUUCCAAAGCAACAAACUAGCUUAAUAUCCACCCCUUAAUUUAACAUCUCAUGACAACAUUAACAUUUAACAAUCCAUAUUUAAUUAGCUUAUCUCAUUCAUGGAACUGACAUGCCAAAAUUUUAUUCCUAAUUCGUCUGGGCAUCUCUAAUUUUGCCUGAUCUCCCUCCCUGUGCUGUGCUAGUUCCUCUCUUUCUUCCUCCUCCAUGGUAGGAGUUCCAGCUGGUCCAGGAGGAGCACUGCUACUUCUCUCUUUGUUCUGCUUCUCCUUCCUCCAAGGUAUACCAAAUUAUUGCUCCUUCUUGUGAUCAAUGUGGAUCGGAGGGAGUUCUACGGUACGACGCCCUUGCAUAUACUGUAUACGGAGUGCCUUCUUCUUUGCCUUGUUAAUUAAACGUUGGAGUUGUUGGAAUUAAGCUCUGAUCAAAUGGCUGUGGAUCACCAGGAGCGCGGCCUGAAACGAUGUUCACGAUAACCAACAGCUGCAGCUACCCCGUGUGGCCGGGCAUCCUCUCCAACGCCGGCACCCCGCCGCCGCCCACCACCGGCUUCGCCCUCUCCCCCGGCCAGUCCCUCCCCGUCCCCCUCGCCGCCGGCUGGUCCGGCCGCCUCUGGGCCCGCACGCUCUGCGCCUACAACAACUCCUCCUUUUCCUGCGUCACCGGCGACUGCGGCACGGGCACCCUCGAGUGCUCGGGCCACGGCGCCGCCCCGCCAGCAACCCUCGCCGAGUUCACCCUCUCCUCCAACACCGGCGCCGGCGCCGGCGGCCUCGACUUCUACGACGUGAGCCUCGUGGACGGCUACAACGUGCCGGUGCUGGUGGCGCCUCGGGGGAACGCGAGCUGCCGCGCCACGGGGUGCCCCGCGGACGUGAACGCGGCGUGCCCGCGCGAGCUGAGCGUCAGCGUUGCCGGCGGCGGCGUGGGCCCGUCCGGAGCGGCGCGCGGCGUCGUGGCGUGCCGGAGCGCGUGCGGGGCGUUCGGGACGGCCGAGUACUGCUGCAGCGGGCCGGACCACGGGACGCCGAACACUUGCGCGCCCACGGCGUACUCGAAGUUCUUCAAGGCCGAGUGCCCGGAAGCCUACAGCUACGCGUAUGAUGAUGCCUCGUCGACUUUUACCUGCGCCGGCAAUGGCAAUGGCGGCGGGUACGACGUCGUCUUCUGCCCUGGCGAGUCAAGCGGCGGGAAGGCGUCCCCUCCGGCCAGUGCUGCCGCCGCCUACCCACCAAUGGCGUUCUCAUCGGGUGGAGCAAAUCCGGCGACGACGACCAGCCACGCCGUCAUCGCUGUCCUCCUCCUCCUUUUUAUCAUAAACCUGGGUUUAUAGAGUGCUUGGGUUUUUCAGAGUGUGCUCUUUCAGAUGCCACCCAAGCAGUAGAAUGUCAUGUUCAUUGCAAUUUUUGUGUAGAUGUUCUGUAAUGGCUGGAAGAUUUGAUAGUUUAGCAUAUAUACUUUGAAGAGAGAUUACAUUUUUCGCCGCCCGGAGAGAAAGCUAAAGGCAGAUAACUUCUUCAAGAGUUGACAGAUGUAGAUGAACAGAGAGAUGAAAAUUUCGUUUCAGCUUUCAA